This is a messenger RNA of Corylus avellana, 1751 nucleotides long. RefSeq names its product gametophytic factor 2 (gene GFA2). Lineage: Eukaryota; Viridiplantae; Streptophyta; Magnoliopsida; Fagales; Betulaceae. Gene Ontology annotation, biological process: response to heat; protein refolding. The record is from RefSeq and is a predicted model, not a curated record. Gene Ontology annotation, cellular component: cytoplasm. Gene Ontology annotation, molecular function: heat shock protein binding; ATP binding.
GAAAAAAAAAAAGGACUCUCUCUGUGUGUAUGUGAACACACUGGAACCUUCCAAUCUGUAACCAAUUAGGGGUUCUCUAGGGUUUAUCAGAAUAAACCCAAAUCCCCAAAGCCCUAAUCUCUCUGGUUCUCUCUCUCUUUCUCACUAACACUCACGCAUACACAAAAUGGUUCGCUCCAACGGGAUGAGGCUUGUCUACGGGCUUGCUCGUCGCUCUAUCGCCUCCAAUAUCUUCCACCAAUCCAAGACCUCCAUAUACGAGACGGUGUGUAAUGCGGGAUAUAGGAGUUUCAAUUCUGGUGUUUGCAACCCAUCUCGGAUUCUUGGAAAUUAUGCUUCAAAAAAUGUUGCUCAGAAAAAUUGGUUGCUAUUGGGAGCUCUGAAUGCCAAUUGGGGCGGAGUCAGAUCAAUUCAUGGAACUGCGGCCGCUGCGAGAGAUUAUUAUGAUAUACUUGGCGUGAACAGGAAUGCUAGUGCACCUGAGAUAAAGAAAGCUUAUUAUGGGCUUGCAAAGAAGCUCCAUCCAGAUACAAAUAAAAGUGAUCCAGAGGCCGAAAAAAAGUUUCAAGAAGUUCAAGCAGCAUAUGAGGUUUUGAAAGAUGACGAUAAGCGACAGCAAUAUGAUCAGGUUGGUCAUGAGGCAUUUGUACAGCAAGGAGAAAAUGGUUUUCCCAAUGGUUUUCAGGGUCCAUUUUCGGAUUUCUUUCGUGAUAAUGUGUUUGAAGAUUUCUUCAAUCGAAGACUUGGUGGUGAAGAUGUCAAGGUUGCUCUUGAACUAUCCUUCAUGGAAGCUGUUCAGGGAACCACUAAGACUGUGACAUUUCAAACUGAUGUGCCAUGUCAACCCUGUGGUGGACGUGGUGUUGCUGCAGGAGUCAAACCAGAAAAAUGUUCACGCUGUAAAGGUUUAGGCGCUAUAACUAUGCAACAGGGUAUAUUUACGGUGCAGAUUACUUGUCCCCAGUGUCAUGGAGAACGGGAAUAUGUGCCGCCUCAAUACAUCUGCAAGUCAUGCAAGGGAAAACGAGUUGUGUCAGGAACAAAGUCAGUCAAGCUUAAUAUCGUGCCAGGGGUAGAUAACAAUGAGACUAUAAAGGUGAGCAGAAGCGGUGGAGCAGAUCCUGAUGGAAAUCAGCCUGGAGAUCUUUACGUUGUCCUUAAGGUUCGUGAAGAUCCUGUUUUCCGUAGAGAAGGCUCUGACAUUCAUGUAGAUGCCGUCUUGAGUAUCAGUCAGGCAAUUUUGGGGGGAACCAUCCAAGUUCCAACUCUCACCGGAGAUGUUGUCCUCAAGGUCCGCACAGGCACCCAGCCUGGUCAGAAGGUAGUUCUUAAGAAGAAAGGGAUCAAGACGAGGAACUCUUUCUCGUUUGGUGAUCAAUUUGUGCACUUCAAUGUCAGCAUUCCAGCGAAUCUGACACAAAGGCAACGUGAAUUGAUUGAAGAGUUUGCCAAAGAAGAGCAAGGGGAAUGUGAUAAGCGUGCCGCCGGAGCAUCUGGAUAAACAGAGACUAGAGAAAUAUUUUUUGUGUGCUAAUUUAUCCAAAUUCAUACUUAGCAAGCGAGGACAAAGGAACAUAAAGGAAAAGCAUCAAUAGUAGAAAGACCAACCUCUCUGGAAGUUUUGUAGGAGUGAUUUUGGCUUUAUUUUGUCAAUUUGUUUAUCUUGUAAGGGCAUGUAACAUUCUUCAACAUAAAUCACAAUGGUAUAAUUAUCAUUUGAGGCUAAAAUAUUUGAUCACUUGCAUCCAGAG